Pyricularia pennisetigena is the source of this 2574-nucleotide messenger RNA. RefSeq lists its product as uncharacterized. The record is from RefSeq and is a predicted model, not a curated record. The coding region runs from base 1 to 2574 and encodes 857 amino acids. NCBI's taxonomy places the organism in Eukaryota, Fungi, Ascomycota, Sordariomycetes, Magnaporthales, Pyriculariaceae. The transcript has a single exon.
AUGUGGCCCUUGUCCUCCCGACCGACCGACUCGGCCGUGGUAGGCGACGUCAAGGUGGCGCUUCCCCCGCCUCUGGGUGCGCUGGACCUGCGCGACAGGCGGUUCCAAAUAGGCUCUGUGCGCAGCGCCAGCUACCCGAGCAGCAACCCGGGAGAGCUCAGCGGCGGCAGCCAAAGCACCAAGCUCGCCCUGCAUGUGUCAGGUUCUGGCGGCGGCGCAACAGAUGACGCCUGCGGUCAGCAGCAGCAGCAGCAGCAGCAGCAGCAACAAAAACCACAACAACAACCACCACCGCCCGCGGCAUCGUCUUUGAAAUAUAUACUCGAGCACCCGCAGCAUGCAUCCUCUGCGCCCUCAUUAUUAAAGCACUCACAUUCUUCAUCCUCGUCGUCAUUAUCCCUACCACUGGACAGCAGUAAACCAGGCGUCGCAUCCAAGGACAACGGCGAGGGGAAUUCCCGCGGACCGACGCCUUCGCCGGCAAUCGGCGACCUGCAGCUUUCGUCCAAAAACUCAGCUCCGACCUCGGCAUCGGCAACGCCAAAACCCCAGGAGCGACCCAAGUCCAGAAAGGAGGAUCGCCGACUCAACAAGCUCCGCCGCCGGGCCAGGACCAUGGAGCCGCCCGUGCUCUCGUUCUACGGCGCCCAGCCGGUGCCGCUGCAGUCGCGCUUCGCCACCAUCAAGCGCCGCCUGAUUGCCGGUCGCGAGAAGGAGGUGGCCGCCAGCUGGGCGCGGCUCAUCGUCGCCCUCAACGCCGAGAUGGCCGCCAUCCGGGAGACGUCGUCGUCGCUCGAGCUGAUGGGCGCCAUCGACUACGCCGACAUCGAGAACCCCGCCCGCAUCGCCGAGUUCAGCAAGCUGCUCAAGCGCUUCGGCGUGGGCGUCGUCCGCGGCGUCGUCCCACCCCGCGACGCCGAGGCCUGGGUCGAGGAGACGAGGAGGUACCUCGAAACCAAGCACGACAUCAAGCCGCCGCCGCCGCAGGACCCGACCUGUUUCGACUUCUUUUGGACCCCGGCCCAGAUCAGGGCCAGGGCGCACCCGCACGUGCUGCGUGCCAUGAAGUUCGCCAUGAGUCUGUGGGACUCGACCGAGGAGGAUCGCAUGGCCACCCGUUUCCCCAUCACUUACGCCGAUCGUAUCCGCAUCCACGUCAACUCCAACGCCGCCCCCGCCCCCGCACCAGCACCUGCACCUGCACCUUCAGCAGCGCAGAGCGAGCCGAGUCCCGAGAGCAAAGCCGCGGCAGCCACAGCACCUGCACCUGCACCUGCACCUGCACCCGUCGCCACCGCCCCAGAACCUUCCGAGCAGACCGCGCCAUCGGCACCGCCGUCCUCAUUACCAUCGCCAACCACGGCGGCGGCGGCAGCUGACACGGCCGCUGCCGAAAACUCGGGCAUCAUAAUCGCCCAGGUCGACGGUGGAUCGCUCGAGCGCUGGGAGCCUGACGGGUACGGGCGCAGCGGGACGUACGAUUCCAUCUUCCGCGGCAACUGGGAAGACUACGACCCGUGGGACGCGGCCGGGCGGAUCAGCGCCACGCCGGACCUGUACAACGGCGCGGGGGCGUGCAGCAUCUUUCGCAUGUUCCAGGGCCUCCUCGCCCUAACCCAAGUCCAGCCGGGCAUGAUCCGGCUGCUCCCGUCGCCCAAGCUCGUCACGGCCUACUUCCUGCUGCGGCCAUUCUUUUCCCCCAAGAAGCCUGCACCGGAAGGGGCGGCGCGCGAGGGUCCAGAGUGGGAGGCCUUCCUGCACCCGGACAACUGGGAGCUGGACGAGGAGCAAAACACCAUCAUCCACGGCGCGGUUCCGGGCCACGCGCAGCGAGUCACGGAGCUUUGGCACCCGCACCUCGACCUCAAGCGGACGCUGGUCACGCCGCCGGACCUGCAGGCGGGCGACUACAUCAUCUGGCAUUGCGAGACGGCCUACACCAUCACGUCGUCGGCCGUCUCUUCGUCUUCUUCCCCGGCGACGACAGCAGCAGCAGCAGCAGCAGCCGAGCCGAGCACUCCCGUCCCCAAGGCGACCAACACCGACGGGCCCCGCCACGAGCGCUUCAUGGUGUACGCGCCCGCGUGCCCGCUGACGCAGACCAACGCGCUGUACAUGGCGCGGCAGCGCAAGAACUUUCUCCGCGGCCACCCGGGCCCGGACUUUGACAGCACGGGAACGGGGCUGGGGACCGAGGCGCCGCACGUGGGGCGGCUCGGGGAGAAGGAGAUCCGCGAGGUGGGAGGGGAGGAAGGGUUGAGGGCCAUGGGUCUCGCGCCGUGGAGUGCGGGGAUCGGUGGGGGCCAGAGCGACGACGGGUCCUCGACCGAGGAAGGCGGCAGCAAGGCCGACAAGAUGGAUGUCGACGGCGAGAGGUCGGCUGGUGCCGAGGCCGAGGCCGAGGCCGACGGUUCAAAGAUGGACGUCGACGAAAAGGCGCCAGAGCUGCCGCUGUCGGCUGCCGAGGUGGAGCUGGUCAGGCUGGCCAACAUCAUCCUUUUCCCUGACAAGUACGAGUUUUACAUGGCGACCCGCAACAGCUCGCCGGACGGGAGGGAGAGGGAGACUUCUUGA